Messenger RNA from Onthophagus taurus, 4086 nucleotides. The record is from RefSeq and is a predicted model, not a curated record. Lineage: Eukaryota; Metazoa; Arthropoda; Insecta; Coleoptera; Scarabaeidae.
AAACAAAUCCAAUCAAGAUCCAAACCGCAAGUAUUUCAUUUGGGUAUUCAUGUAAGUGCAGGGCAAUAACGAAAUCUUUGCUCGGAGUAUCCACAUUGAACACUUUCGACGACUUUAUCUUCUCAAAAAGUAUCGUUGAAUUGCAAUAAGAUACAAUAAAAUGGCAAAAAUAUCUCGGUUAAAACUGGCAGGAGUUCGAAGUUUUGGACCAGAUGAACUUCAAGACAUACCAUUUCAAGCUCCAGUAACAUUAAUAUUAGGCGAAAAUGGUUGUGGUAAAACGACGAUAAUCGAGGCUUUAAAAUACGCAUGUACAGCAGAAGCUCCAGGCGGUGGAAAAGACAAAGCCAGUUUCCUUUUCAACCCGCAGUUAAGAUCCGCAUCCUCGACGAAAGCUGUAAUUAAAUUAAAAUUGAUCGAUAGAGAUGGAAAAGAAAUUUUAAUUAAUCGAGCAAUGCGAGUUGACCAAAUAAGCCCUACGUCAAAAACAUUUAAGGCGAUGGAUUCUACGUUGACUAUUACGGAUAGUAAAGGUAAAUCUCAAACUAUUUCUACAAGAUGUAUAGACGUUUCGACGAUAGUUUGCGAACGAUUGGGUGUAUCUCAAUCGAUUUUGAGUAGCGUUAUAUUUUGUCAUCAAGAAAACUCUUUGUGGCCUUUGAGUGAAGGUAAAAACGUGAAGGAGAUGUUUGAUGAAAUUUUUGACUCUGUUAAAUACAAUAAGUGUAUAACGAAUAUAAAUGAAUUGAUAAAAAAUCAAAGGGUAGAUAUAAAAGCAAUUGCUGGGCAGUUAGUUUUUAAGCAAGAUAAAAAAAGGAUUGUUGAUAGAAAGCGGGAAGUGUUGGAAAAAGAUGAAAGGGACUUGGAAAAAAUUGUGGAGGAAAUAGAGAAAAAAAAUGAAGAAAUCAUUCCUAUUGAUAACGAACUUACUAAAAUCAUUGAGAAAGAGAACAACUUUGCCGAAUUGAAACAAAAAUUAUCAGCGAAACAAACAGAAAAGAGAAGUUUGGAACAAAACCAAAAGGAAUUGAGGGAAAAAUUAAAGCAGGAAUUUGUGGGGGAUGACGACGAAUUAAAGUUUGAGAUAAAAGUUUUUGAGGAAAAGAUAAGUAAGUUACCAACAAUCGAAGAAAUUCGGGUUAAAAUAGAUAAUUUUAACAAAUUAAUACAAAAAUCCCAAGAGAGAAUUGGGAAAUUAACCGCGGAAAAGGAUCAAUACAAUGAAACUGUAAUUAAUCGUAAUAAAUGUAUUAAUAACUUAAAAUCGGAAUUAAAUAUUGAAGCGGAUCACGACGUUGUUGAAAUGAUAGGAAUCUUAAAAACGAGUUUGAAUAAAUUAAAAGUUACAAUUCAAGAAUUAGAGAUUAAACAUGGAAACGAAGAGGAUUUGCUUCAAAAAGAUAUCGACACAAAACGCGAGGAUGUUGCAAAAAUAAAAGAGAAAAUUAAUUCUUGUAGCUCUCAAAUAAAACAAAUCAAACAGAAAAUUCGCGAAGUUGGGCUUCAAUUAAAUCUUUUGGGUAAUUCGGGCGAAGAAUUGAAACAACUCACUCUUAAAGUUGAUAAAAUAGAUAACGAUUUAAAGAAAUUAUCGAGUAGUUUUAACAUUGAUGAAACUGAAAAUUCGAUAAAAAUUAUUAAACAAGAAAUAUUUCAGUUAGAGGAGCAACAAACUUUAUUAGAGCAAGAUCAAAAGGUUCUCCAAAACAAUUUUGAGUUAGAAAAUAACAUCGAAACGCGAUUAAAAGAUAUCAGGGAGAAAGAAAAUAAAAUUUACCACUUAAAAAAUUCGCGUUUCGAUGAGUUUAGGGUUGUUUUUGAUGAGGUUCCUGAAACAAAUUUAAAAUCUGAGUUAGAAGAUGUUUUAAGCGAUAAUCGAAGGGUUUUAGAUGAUGUUCAGAAGCAAUUGGAAGUUAGUAGGAGUGAGGUGACGAAUCAAGAGGCGAGUAUUAAGUUUAAUAAGGAAAAGUUGGCGGCGUUACAAGAAGAGUUGGAGGGAAAUCUAGGUAAAAUAAGGAGCUUAACGAAGGGGCAAGAUUAUGAUGAGUUCCACAAAAAAAUUGAGACCGAAUUUAAUUUUUAUCAAGACUCUAAAGGGCAAUUAGCAGCAGCUAAAGUGCUUUAUGAGAAGUUUUUGAAGACUUUUAUUUCAUCGAAACCGUGUUGCCCGAUUUGCGAUACUGAUUUUAAGGGGAAUGAAAGCGCUGUUUCAAGUAUUGUUAAUAAAAUGAGAUCGACUCUCAAAAAUAUCCCUUCACAAUUAAGUGAAACUGAAGAAAAACUUAAUAAAACCCAAACGCUUUUUAAUCUUUCGCAACAAACUAAACCUUUGUAUGAAAAAACUAAGUUUUUGGAAGAGAAAUUAAUUCCUGAGGUGACCGAAACAAUUAAUAAAUUAAAUCUAGAAUAUGUGUUGUCGAAAACGGAAAGAGAUGAUUUAGAAUAUAAAUUAAAAAAGCCUAGGGAAAUAUUAGAAAUUGCCACAAAAAUAAUGUCUGAUGCGACAUUAAUUGAUAAAUAUCAAAGCGAAAUUCAAGCUUAUAAAAGUGAAGUUGUCGAGCUUGAAGAACAAACGACCGCGAUUAAAUCGGGUAAAUCCCGAGAUGAAGUUGAGGCGGAAAUAAAAAUUUGCAAAUCGAAUAUAUCCCAAAAAAGAAAUCUCUGCGAAUCGAAACAAGAACAAUUAGUUUCAUUUCGAAAUCAAUUACAAGAUUUAAAAGAAAAACAACACAAAUUACUCGAUAAAAAAUUACAAAUUGAAAAAACCAUGCAUGGAAAACCACAAUUAUUAGAGAAAGAAAAAGAAUUAAAAGCGGAAGAAACCGUUUUACAAAACACCAUAAAAACGUUAGAUCACGAAAUAACCCCGACAGAAAAAAAAUUAUCCCAAUCAAUCCAAUCGUUAAAAGAAAAAAAAUUAUUACACAAAAACGAAAUUACAAAAAGAACCGAUCAUUUCAACAAAUUAAACCAAACGUACCAAAAAAUUAAUCAACACCAAAUCGAAAUCGAAUCAUUCGAAAAAAAAGACAUCAAAAAAGAAUUUAUCGAGCAAGAAUCGAAAUUGCACGAUUAUAAAGAAAAAAUAAACGGGUUAAACUCCCAAAGAGAUUUAGUUUCGGGUAGCUUAAUUAAACGAAGAGAACUUCAAGAUAAUCUCGAAAUUCGCCUCAAACAAAACACAAUUGCAUCAAUUUCCAAAAUUAUAAUUGAAUUGGAAUCCCAAGUUAAAGGUUACAAUUACUCUAAUUUAUACAAACAAAAACAAAUUCUCGUUAAUAAACACUCGAUUAUCUUAGAAGAAACUCAUAGAUUAAGCGGGAAAAAAGAACAAUUAGAAAGUACGAUUAAAGAUGAAAAAGAAGAACUCGAACGCCCCGAAUUUAAAAACGCGUACUCGGCUUAUAUGCGUAAAUAUUACGAGCUUAAAAUAAAAGAAAACGGGUUAAUUGAUUUACAAAUAUACGCGAAAGGGUUAGAAAAUGUUAUCAUCGAAUUUCACAAACAAAAAAUGAUUAGUGUAAAUGCUUUGAUUAAGGAGUAUUGGAGAUCGAUUUAUAGAGGCAACGAUAUCGAUUUUAUUCAAAUUAAAACCGAACAAACCGAGUCGAAAGGGGCCACUUCGCGGCGUGCCUACAAUUACAAAGUAAUCCAAAUUAAAAACGACACCGAAAUUGAAAUGAGAGGUUGUUGUAGUGCCGGUCAAAAAAUUUUGGCUUGUUUAAUUAUUAGGAUGGCUCUCUCAAGCGUUUUUAGUCAUAACUGUGGAAUUUUGGCUUUAGACGAACCGACGACGAAUUUGGACCGCGAAAACGUGAUGAGUUUAAGCGAAGCUUUGGCUACUAUGAUAAACGAUCGUAAAGUUGAAAGAAAUUUUCAAUUGUUGAUUAUUACGCACGAUGAAGAUUUUGUUAGGACGUUGUCCCAAGUUGGAAGCAUCGAGGAAUGUUUGAAAGUUAAGCGUAAUAAUGAUGGGUUAUCUGUGGUUCAACCGCAAGUUAUAUUAUAAGUUUAUUAUAAUUCUUUGUUUGUUAAACUUAUUUAUGUAAAUUUAGUUGCUUUUGAAUAAAUGUUAUUUUCACAUUA